UUCGGCGUCUCUCGUUUUCUGUGAGACGCAGUGAAUUUUCUGGACCGACUGGUGACACAUUUCUUACAAAAAUGAAACCCAUCUUGCUGCAGGGCCAUGAGAGGUCCAUCACUCAGAUCAAGUACAACAGAGAAGGGGACCUGCUCUUCUCUGUAGCUAAAGAUACGGUAGCCAAUGUGUGGUACUCUGUCAACGGUGAGAGGCUCGGCACCUACAAUGGACACACAGGAGCUGUGUGGUGUGUUGACUGUGACUGGGACACUAAAAACGUACUGACAGGAUCAGCUGACAAUAGCUGUCGACUGUGGGACUGUGAGACGGGUAAACAGCUGGCUCUGCUCAACACCAACUCUGCUGUCAGAACGUGCGGCUUCGACUUCAGCGGAAACAUCAUCAUGUUCUCCACAGACAAGCAGAUGGGUUACCAGUGUUUCCUCAACUUCUUUGACCUGAGGGAUCCACAGCAGAUCGGUACGCAAACACACACACAUGCGCGUGUGCACACACACGCAAUGCACACAGAUGUCCCUUACUGACUACUUUGAGUAGAU
Plectropomus leopardus (leopard coralgrouper) is the source of this 551-nucleotide messenger RNA. Lineage: Eukaryota; Metazoa; Chordata; Actinopteri; Perciformes; Serranidae. The record is from RefSeq and is a predicted model, not a curated record.